Molecule: messenger RNA, 450 nt
Organism: Vicia villosa (hairy vetch)
Lineage: Eukaryota; Viridiplantae; Streptophyta; Magnoliopsida; Fabales; Fabaceae
Exons: 2
Coding region: 1-450 (149 amino acids)
Source: RefSeq, a predicted model, not a curated record
AUGGAGCAGUUGGGGGAGAUGCUGCCACAGCCGGAUCCGGUGAAUACAAGCAAAGACGAAUUCUAUUGGGCAGAGGACGAAUAUCGUAGCUUCUCUGUCAAAAACUGUGUGGUUUUGGAGGAUGCUUUCCAUCUUUUUGAUGGGUGCCCAACUACUAGAAGGAUUUGGUCCAAAGUUGGAGAGUGGAUAGGAUCUUCGGUUAAUCUGUCGAACAAAGAGCUGAGGAACUAUUUGGAUCAUUUUACAAAGAUUAAGGCGGUAGACGAACGAUUAACUGUAGGUAUAAUUUGGUCGGCGGUUUUAUGGAAUUUUUGGCUUAUGCGAAAUGAUAUUCUGUUUAAAGGUAAUGUUUUUACCUUUGACGAGUGUUUUAGCGCUAUAGUGCUCACUUCGUGGAAAUGGUUUAGGUCAGUUAAUGAUUCUUCUACGGCUUGUAAUUUCCAUUUUUGA